CGAAGCUGCAUUUUUCUUUUAUCAAAAUAACGAAACAAUUAUUUUGCAUAAAAACGAACGCAAAUCGAAAGGGACACCACCUGAAGGUCAUUGUCAAAGAGCGGAACGCCGGCAACGGAACGGAAACAAUGCAAAUGGAAAUGAGAGGAAACCUCGCAGACAUGCAAAUUUCGGGUUUGGGCUCCACCACCCCAAAUUAACAUAACUGGCUUUCCGAAUAAGCGAUGUAGCCACCAAAUAAAGUUGGAGAAGAACAAUGAAAACGCAACAGGAAAACGAAAGGAAAAUCCCAGAAUCAGGGAAGAGAGCUGAAGAGGCGAUGACAACAAGCAACCAAGAGACUGAAAAAGCGGCCAUGAUACGAGGUGGAAAUGACGGAUCGGGGAUGGAACGAGAACUGGAACUGCAGUCGUCGUCCAGCCCGGCCGAAGCCACGACUACAACAACGAAACCCUUGAAAUUUGACGGCAUCUUUGCCGUGCCAGCCACGCCCCCAAACAGGGCGGUGGGGCUAACCACUAAAUCGGCCAACAGUAGCCGCAGUAGUUCCCUCAAGAAAAAGCGACGCGGAUCGCGUGGAAAUGCAAAUGCGAACGGAGCAGGAGAAACAGGAACCGGAACCGGAAAUGGAAGUGCUGCUGCUGCUUCACCAACUGGCGCCACUGGGGGCGGACAGUUGAAAUUCGGCAGUGCCAGUGUUGGUAACGACUCGAUAAAGCAAUCGCAGUCCAUGACAUCACUGCAGGCCUCGAACGAGGAGCAACAGGAGCGGCGUGACGUCAUCCAGGCCAAGCUCCAUUUGGAGCGUCCCUACAACAGCCUCAAGAAAAACUCGCAGAGCAGCAAUAAAAUGCACCGCUAUUCGUGGGGCAGCGGUCACAGUCAGUGCAGUUCCACCAGUCUCCACAGCAGCGCCACAUUGGGCCUGGGCUCUUCCGGCAAGGACGACCUCUGGGCGGCCAUUCAGACGAACUACAAUUAUAUUAUGGAUACGAAUCUUUUGGAUACCUGCAAGGAGGCUCGCUGUGAGAUAGAGGGCGCCGCAACGGUUUUGGAAAAAUCCAGCGAGUGUUGCAUGAAGAUGCUCGACGAAACCCAACGACCCGAGGGUCUCUGUGAGGAUCCCAAGGAGCUGCGGCGUUGGUUGCGCGACAUGGAGAGUAAAUUGGAGAGUUCGCCUACCAUUACGGAGCUCACCCAGUUUGGCAACGCGGAGUUGCAGCGACAUCUAGCAGUGCACUCGGUGUUGUACCAUGAAAUUGUAUCACACGCUCGAGUGGUGAGCUCUUGCAUUCGAGCCGCGGAAAAGGAGCAACAGUUGCAGCUCCAGCAGCAGCAGCAGCAGCAGCAGCAACAACAUUUGUCGAGUCAGCAGCAACCCGCCUCAUUGACCAGCAACUGCUCCAGUGAGUCAACCAGCGAGUCGGCUGCCACCAAGUCGAGCAGCUUGAGCAGUGGCUUCGCCUCCGAUCCGGCGGUGACCACACCCCAAGCUGCAGCAGCAGCAGGAGCGACAGCUCCCAGUAACCACAGCAAUCCCUCCUCCAAGAAGGGCGAGGGCAAUUUGGAGCGACUGAGGGAUCGUUAUCAUCUGCUGUAUCUGAAGGCGUUCGAACUGCAAUUGUGCCUGGACAAUCUGCUGAGGAAACGCAGUUCAGCAGCGAAUGGCCUGGAUGACGACGACGAAGAGGAGGAGGACACCGAAGACGAUUCCUUUGGCUACGAGGGCGAAGCCACCGAGGACGAUCUGAACGAGGUCAACUCGGAUCUGGAUCUGGAGAACAGCCUGCCGGUCGGCGAAUCCAAGUCGGAGCUGAUCCUGCAGCGCUGCCAGAUAGCAGCCACUCAAAUUGUAUGUGGCCUGGACGGGAAGGAGGAGUCCCAGAACAAAUCCCAAGCGGAGUCGGAGUCUCUGUCAGCGGAUCAGCCACGCGAUUGUCUUGCACCUCAAAAGCCCGGCGAUGAGGCCGACGAGGAGCUAGAGGAGGAAGACGAAGAGGACGACCUUCUAGGCACCGAUGUGGUGGACUUUCUGAUCGCCAAGCGAUCGUGGAGACAGGUGAAUCACCAUUACCACCAGGCCAGUCCCAGUGCAGCGGCCACACUGACCGACUUUGAAGCGGACUCGGAGAGCAGUGACUUUGAGCAGGUGCAGCAGCUGAGCCGGCGGGGAUUGCCGCUGAUAGCGACCAGUGUCCGAAGGGUCCUGAAUCUAAACCUAGCCGAGAUGCCACAGAACGGCAAUAUCAUGAAGGCCGACUGCAGCAGCAGCAGUGCCUUGCUGCAGCAGCGACACCACCACAAUCUGGGCAACAAGAUGCACAACAAGAAUAUCGCUGUGGCCGUGAUCACGCCCAAUUCGCACACCAGCGGGAACAGCAGUCAUGGUCAUGGCCAUGGCCAUGGCUAUGGAGGACUCGGCGGCCACGAGCUGAACAAGUCGCCGCUGGGACUGAGGAAGACUCGUCAUCACCACAACGACACCUCCAAGUUUAACCGCUCCAAUCGCAAGUCCAAGAACUGCGCCAUCUUCUACUUCAAGCACUUGGACACGGACAACGAGCAGGGCAAUGCGGCGGGCAGUGACCUCCAGAGCGAGGAAGAUCCCUGUCUGAUCCGUCGGCGAGGAGCUGGCGGCGACAUACUGAAAUCGGCUGAUGCCUCUACGGAUGACGAAGACGAGGGUUGGCUCUACACGGCGACUACAGCACCAGCGACAGCUACAUCAGCAACAUUGGAAGUUGCAACUGCCACGACAUUGGCAACAGGAACAGCAUCAGGCAUUUCCAUUGUAGAUGGUCUACAGUCGACGGCCAUUUCCUCGACCACGGUUACCACGGGUGGAAAACUGCCGCCCAGCGACGACUCGGAUAAGGAGAACAAGGAGUCUGGCGGAGUCACCACCACGACCAUUACAGUAGCAGCAACAGCCACAACUAGCAACUACGACAGCAGCAGCGCCUGCUCCUCCUCAAACUCCAACUCCAACGGCAGGCACACCGAGACCUCGGCCACCUCGCGAGUCACUCAGCUGCAGAUGCAGAUACACUCGCAGAUGGAAGGCGAGAUGGAGUUCCAAAUCAAUGGCAAUGGCACUGUCAGCGAUGGGACCAACAGCACCAGACACAUCAUUAGCAACAACAGCUACAGCAACAAGCAGCAGCAAAACAACAACGAGGGCGAGGCUGGAGAGGAUCUGGGCGUCGAUGAGACAACUGUUGAUAUGGCAAAUGGAAAUCUCGGCAAAUUGCAACAGAUGAACAACAGCUUCUACAGCCGUGCGGACAUCUGCAACAUCAGCGUUUGGCCAGCAGAAACUGUAACCAGUUGUCACUUGCCUCCCAGAUCCCCAGCCAAGUCGGUCAAGUCCUCCAAAUCCCAGGCCAGCAGCAGCAACGCCACCAUGUCCGCUUCGCCCGCCAAGGGCAAGGUCUCGCAUGAUUCAAUCAAGCAGUUGGUACUGGAGGCAGAGCAUUUGGUGCGCGACGCCCAAGAAGCGGCUCUGAAGACGCCAACGAAGCAGAAACAUUCCAUCAUUAAGAUCUCGUCGACGGUGAAGAAGCGCGAGGUCACCAUGCCGCAUCCCAUCAAGCAGCGCGUGGAGGAAUGGCUGGAGCAUCAACCUUCGACACCGCAGCUGCUGAGCCGCAGCCACACGCACGAACUCCUUCCGGGAAGCAAGCCCGAUGACUGCGAGGCAUCCGGCGAGGCUUCCGAAACGGACUCGGUGCCCCAGACCAGCGGCGCAGGAGCUGGUGGAGGAGCGGCUGGAGGAGCUGCCGGGUCGGACACCUCGGAGGGAUUCACCGAUUCCAUUGCCACCUGUAUGCAAACGAGCACGAAUUCCUAUGGGAAUUCCACGGAGAGAAUUGGCGGAUCCGCCGAGCCCAUUGGACAGCCCGUGACGCCUUUGGGCUUCGGGAGCAGCAAUCAGAGCCUGAACGUGAAGAUUGUGAAACGGCAGCAGUCGCGUCGCAAGUCGGAGAGACCCUGGUCCGUCUCGUGCCUGUCGCAGCUGACGACGGAUGCGGCCCAGAUGACCACAGCCCGGAUUGUGGAGAACUCCCCGCCGGGACUGGCCAGCCACUCGAUCAGUGAGAGCGCCUUGGAUUCGCUUUCGCCGGGUCCCAGACCUCGAGCUGCUUCUUCGUCGGGAACGGGAAGCAAUGCAGCCAGGAAAGCGGACAGCAAGGGCUCCCUAAGGCGGCGGAAGGCCAGGAAGAAGCGCAUUUCAGCGGCGUCGGCUGGCAGAAAGUCUGACUCGGGCUCAGAGCUGGGUGGCGAUCUCACCCAAACCCUGAUGAAGUCGUGCGAGUCCAUGUCGUCACAGCAGCUGCAGGAGUUCACCAAUGCCUUGCUGAGCAUCCAGAAGGGCGCAGCCAUUGCUCCCUUGAGUCCCAAGGGGGGAGAGCAUCUUGGAGUAACUAUUUUGGCGGAGGACGAGGCAGGGGAAUCGCAGCUGAUGCUGCCCAAGUUCCGGGUAGGAUCCUUCACCACCGCGGGCCUGCUGGCCAGUGAGACGCGCCUGGGCGCUUUAGCCGCCCUUUCCAACUACAUGAACGAGGACGAACAGCAAGCAGAACUCAGCACCGAGGACCAUCACAGCAGCAUCUCAGAGACGGCCUGGGACAACUACCAAGAGAAAUACAACUCGGAGAACUAUUCCGAGGGCUUUGAUUCGGAUGCCGCCCGUCGUCUCUUGGAAUUCGGCGAUGACUAUCGCAAUUUCAUCGACUCGCAGUCGGACUGCUGCAGUUCCCUGUCGGCAGCCAACAAUCUGGACUCGUUCUCGCCGCCGCGCAUGGACUCGCUGCAGAAGCACGAGGUGAAGCCGCUUCAUAUCAACCAGGACACGAUCAGCAGUAGCGUGGAUCACGCCCGUCGCCAGCGCGCCCUUGAACUGCAGUACGAACGUCGGCGCAAGACCCUCGAGGUCAGGCGCAAGUCUUGUCAAGACAUGGAUGAAUCUACCUUGGCCAAUACAGCUCAGAAGGAGCAGCAGCAGCAACAGUCGCAGCAACUGCAGGCCCAGCCCUCGCUGUCUGCCUCCGCCACGGCCCUAAUGACCACCACGCCCAAGACCCAGUCCACCCAGCACCUUGGCCAGCGGACAGAGUCCGUGGGUCGCAAGCUGGAGUUCGGUGGCAUGAGCCACUCUGCUCAGUCCCUGCUGCGUCGAACCUCCGAAAGCGACACCUCGACCCGUCGGCGACGCACUGUGACGGCCGACGAGCGGAGGCGCUCCUCACGCAACCUGGAGAAGUGCAUCAAGCUGAUACCGGCCACCACGUCGUCAUCGAGCGGCUCUGACUCCGAGGACGGUGAGCAUGAGAUGCGCUCCCUGCUGCAGCAGAGUCGCGACCGGCUGGACGACACCAGAGCCCUGAAGAUCCGAUGCCAUCUGCUUAGGCCAGAGGAUUAUAACGAGAUCAUCAACACUUGCCGCGACAACAUCCGCUGCCUGGAGGCCGUGCUCCACGGUCCACCCGGCACCGUGCUGUCCAAUCACUGCGCUGGCCAGACUAAAGACCUUCUCGCCGCCUGGGAGGAUCUGCUGGGCUGGAGCGAGAAUGCCUCGGCUGCCCGUAAACUGCAGCAGGAGAUGAGCGCCUUGAAGCACUCGCUGCAGCGACUAGGUGACAAGCCCACGCCUGAGCUGCUCGACACGGAGCCAGCCAUCCAGAUAUCCGUGGAGGCUCUCAAGUUGGAGCAAGCACAGCUGUCUAGUUACAGGACCAACAUGCUCCGCCUUAACGCCUCAGUCCACAGCUGGCUAACCAGGCAAGAGCGGCGUCUGCAGAGCGCCUUGGAGGAGCAACAUCAGCAUCAGGAGUCCGAACAGCAACUGAAGCAAGAAACACCACUGGGCGAGAAAAGGGAGAGUGAGAAGGAGAAGCAGGCGGUGGCCAUCACAGUGACCGACAGCAACGGCAACCAGGUUGAGGCCACAAUGGCCACAGGAGACGUCUCCACUGCGACAUCAGCCACCUCUACACCGGGAGCCUGGGAUGUCCAAUCGUUGAUGUCCGCGGAACAGGAGUUCCACAAGCACCUGAAGAACGAAGUGAGCGAUAUGUACAGUGCCUGGGACGAGGCGGAUGCCAGGAUCAACACACAACUGGAGAUGCUCACCAACUCGCUGAUUGCCUGGAGACAGCUGGAGUCCGGCCUGAGCGAGUUCCACUUGGCCUUGGGUCAGGACAGGGGCACCCUGAAGGGCCUGGAAGGAGCUCUGGACAAAGGACAGGCCACGCCCGUGGAACUGGCACAGAACGUGAAGCUGGUGGCGAAGUUGCUGUCCGAGAAGGUGCACGUCAGCCAAGAGCAACUGCUCGCCGUGCAACAGCACCUAGACCCUAAUCACAUCUACCACAUCGCCAAGUUCACUGCCUCGAACGGUUCGCUGUCGGACUCUGGCAUUUCCGAUGGCGGUGCCACCUCCGACGGCGGCUUGUCGGAGAGGGAGCGACGCCUGGGUGUCCUGCGGCGCCUGGCCAAGCAGCUGGAACUGGCCCUUGCUCCCGGCAGCGACGCCAUGCGCUCGAUUGCUGCCAGAAUGGAGAGUGCCGAGGCGGAGCUCAAGCACCUGCAGAACACCUGCCGGGAUCUGAUCGUGCGCACGGCAGCCAGCCACCAGCAGAAGCAACAGCUCCAGCAGAGCCAACAGGAGCAUAAGCAGGAGCAGCAGCAGGGCCGCCAGCGAUCAGAGUCCGCACCCAAGGCCAACGGCCAGGUGAAGCACAAGCAAGCGGUGGUCAAGGGCCAGGCGCAACCCCACUCGCCAGGCAAGCGCGGAAAGAACGCGCGCAAAUCCCGUCAGGCCAAGAACGGUGUUGCGAAUGAAGUGGAUCAAAAGCUGACCGCUGAGCAAGAGAAGCUGGUUCUCAGCCAGCUCAAAACUCUGACUAGCGGCGAUGGCGACGAUGAUCCCUCAGAUGAUCCCUCGCUGAUCUUCAGCCUGGAGAGCGACGAAGAGGAUGGCACCGGGAAGGAUGCAGAUUCCAAAGGAUCUCGUCGCGGCUGGGCAUGGCGUAUUGCCCGGGCGGCUGUACCCAUGCAGGUGGCCCUCUUCACCAUUUUCUGCGCCGCUUGCCUGAUGCAGCCAAACUGCUGCGACAACCUGAACAACCUGUCCAUGAGCUUCACGCCCCAGCUACGCUACAUCCGCGGACCGCCACCGAUCUGAGGGCCUUGUGGGUAACCUUUAAGAACAGGAUUAAUCGUUGUAGGUUACCGUUACGUUAUGUUGUAACUAGAGUUAACCCGCGCAACCAGCCGCCUAUUAGGCGGAGCUACUAAGCAAACGCACUAGCGUAAAGCGCGCCCCUUUUAACGGCCUUCCAAAGUCCAUGGUUUUAUUAGGAACAGUGGACAGAGAGCGCCCUCCUUCGAAAAGGACACAAUGCCGAGGCAGCAGCAAUUUUACGUCUAAUUUAAUUAUGCAUGGAACGGAACGCAGUUUAAAGUAAGGAUAUUUUUGUUAUUUCGGUUAAUUCCUACAACGAGUUUGGAGCGUUCAGCCAACUCUGGUAAGAUGUACUUAGGCAAGGAGCACCAGAUGCCCGCCACUUGGAUACUGCCACGUUAGGGAGCCAGAAGCAAGAGCAAAACCAGCAGCAGGAGUUGUCAAACCCCACCCAGUAAAUAUUUAUCGGAGGAAAGAGAGGAGCGGAUCGAUUGU
Drosophila serrata is the source of this 7681-nucleotide messenger RNA. It is a transcript of the gene klar, whose product is annotated as klarsicht. Gene Ontology annotation, molecular function: kinesin binding. Lineage: Eukaryota; Metazoa; Arthropoda; Insecta; Diptera; Drosophilidae. The record is from RefSeq and is a predicted model, not a curated record. Gene Ontology annotation, biological process: nucleus organization; cytoskeleton organization; nuclear migration. Gene Ontology annotation, cellular component: perinuclear region of cytoplasm; nuclear envelope; membrane.